AUGGUAGAAUUGCAAAGUGGCUUUAAUGUGAAGUGUUUGAGAAGUGAUAGAGGAGGAGAGUUCACAUCUAGUGAAUUCAACAAGCUAUGUGAGGUUGAAGGGAUCCAAAGACAACUCUCUAUGGCCUAUACUCCACAACAAAAUGGAGUAGUGGAGAGGAAAAAUAGGACUGUGGUGGAAAUGGCAAAAGCAAUGCUUCAUGAGAAAGGAUUGCCUUAUUAUCUGUGGGCAGAAGCUGUACAUACAGCUGUCUACUUGCUAAAUAGGUGCCCUACUAAAGCACUUGGAGAUAAAACACCAUUUGAGGCAUAUAGUGGGAGAAAACCAGGCUUGGCUCAUCUCAAAAUAUUUGGCUGCUUAUGUUAUGUACACAUACCAAGUGAAGUGAGGCAGAAGUUAGAUGCAAAAAGCACCAAGAGUAUUUUUGUGGGAUAUGCAAUCUGUGAAAAAGGUUAUAGAGUGUAUGAUCCUGCUACUAAGAAGAUUCUACUCUCAAGGGAUGUUGUGUUUGAUGAGAAUGCAACUUGGGAUUUGAUACAAAUGUCUGAUAAACAAGGAAGUGUGAUCAAUCAUGAAGAGCAAGCUGAUCUGCCGAAUGAUUUAUCACAAGUGACACCUUCUAGAAGUCAUGAUCACCUUCAAACUCCAAGAACAAGUGAUAUAAGCAGCAGCAUGAGAAAUACUCAAGCUUAUGAUCACACUCCAUUAAAAUGGAGAAAUCUGGAUGAUGUUCUAGCUCAAUGCAAUCUUUGCAUCAUGGAACCAGAAAAAUUUGAUGAAGCUGCUAAGGAUGAGUCUUGGAUGAAAGCAAUAAAUGAUGAAUUGUCAAUGAUUGAGAAGAAUUCAACAUGGGAGCUGGUGGACAGACCAGCCGAUAAACCGAUAAUUGGAGUUAAGUGGGUGUUCAAAACUAAGCUGAACCUUGAUGGAUCAGCACCAAGAGCUUGGUACGGUGAGAUUGACACAUACUUUGCCCAAUGUGGAUUUACCAAGAGUCAAAGUGAGGCCACUCUCUAUACCAAAACCAGAGGAGAAGCAGAAAUUCUAAUAGUGUCCAUUUAUGUAGAUGACAUUGUCUAUACAGGGAGUUCUCAGUCAAUGUUAGAGGAGUUCAAACAAGACAUGAUGGUGAAAUAUGAAAUGACAGACUUGGGGCUCUUACAUCAUUUCUUAGGAAUGGGAGUCAUUCAAACUCACACUAACAUUUUCCUUCACCAAAAGAAAUAUGCAGCAGCUUUGUUGAGCAAGUUUGGACUACAUGAAUGCAAACCAGUCUCUAUACCUUUGGUUACAACUGAGAAGUUAAGCAAAGAAGAUGGAAGUGGUCCAACUAAUGAAGAGCAAUAUAGGAAGAUUGUGGGAAGCUUGCUAUACCUCACAGCUACAAGACCCGAUAUAAUGUAUGCAUCUAGUCUACUUGCUAGAUUUAUGCAUUGUCCUACUAAUAAGCAUUAUGGGACUGCUAAAAGAGUUCUCAGAUAUAUUCAAGGGACACUUGAUUAUGGGCUGGAGUAUGUGAAAGGGAGGAAUGCAAUGUUAAUUGGCUACUGUGAUAGUGACUGGAGUGGCUCAGUGAAUGACAAUAAGAGCACUUCAGGGCAUCAGUCAAACGGAAUUGUGUUGCUCUUUCUACGGCAUAGGCAAAAUACAUCAGUGCUUCAGAAGCAACUGCACAAGCAAUUUGGCUCAGCUGAAGCUACACCACUUCAUUGUGACAACACAGCUGCUAUUGCUAUCACAAAGAACCCUGUGUUUCACCAGAAAACUAAGUAUAUUGAUCGAAGGUAUCACUUCAUUAAGGAUGCUUUGCAAGAAGGAAUCAUUAACUUGAUUUACUGUCCUACAAAUGAGCAGCUGGCAAAUAUCUUCACAAAUUCAUUGGCUAAAGAUCGAUUCUGCUAUCUCAGAGACAAGCUUUGUGUGAAAUCAGCUCAAAAAUUAAAAGGGAGUGUAGAAUUGUAA
Molecule: messenger RNA, 1962 nt
Organism: Prunus armeniaca (apricot)
Lineage: Eukaryota; Viridiplantae; Streptophyta; Magnoliopsida; Rosales; Rosaceae
Source: the annotation of a GenBank genome assembly